Messenger RNA from Aedes albopictus (Asian tiger mosquito), 2814 nucleotides. RefSeq names its product ankyrin repeat domain-containing protein 12. NCBI's taxonomy places the organism in Eukaryota, Metazoa, Arthropoda, Insecta, Diptera, Culicidae. The record is from RefSeq and is a predicted model, not a curated record. The transcript is spliced from 2 exons. The annotation marks the transcript as partial. Gene Ontology annotation, cellular component: nucleoplasm.
AUAUACCUUUUAACAUCUCAAUUUCUUCUUACCAUUGCAGAUAAUGCUUCCAAUCGUGUGCAGCAGCAGCUGAAGAAGCCAUCGGAUGGCGCCGGAGGCAAAAAGAGCUCCAACCAGGACAGCGAUGCCGACGAAACCAGUAGUGGCGGUAUCGGCGGAUCGAAUGCUUCCUCGGCCGUCAACAAAGACGAGGAUGAUAUCUACGAGUUCAAGUCGACUCCCAAGGAUUCCAGCUCGAGCUCAAGCGAUGAAAAGGAAAGCAACAGCGACAAAAAUGAAAAAUCUUCUGGCGAUAAGGGUGGUGCCAGUGGGGAUGCUGAUGCCAACCAGAAUGCAAGUGGUGCCCCGAGUGGAGCCGGUUCCGGUGCGAACAGUUCCAGUCUGUCGAAGCGACCGUUUUCGGAAGUGAAUGACAAUGCUGAUGACAGUGCCGGUGCGUCGAAUGACGAUGACAACAAACGGAAGAAGCGAAAGGACUCGGACACCACUAACAAAGAAGUUACAAAGAGCGCUACCGGUGGCAAUCGGGGCUCCGCCCCCAGACCGGACAAAAGUGGCAAAUCAUCUGGGCCGCCGUCGAAGAAUCUCGGUCUCAGCGGUAAAAGCGCUCUAGACCGAAAGAGUCCAUGUGCGAGUCCCAAGCCGGCUUCGAACGCAUCGUCAUCGACUUCAACGAACAAGGCAUCUAGCAGCAAUGCAGCAAACGAUAGCGACGCCGAAGGUGAUGAUGCUGGAAGUAAGGGCAAUGAUUCCAACUUCAACACCGGAGGUGGGCCAAAGGUACCACCUCUGAAGAUCGUCAUACCACAGCAAAGCUCGGGCGGUGACACGGAGACCGGCGGUAGCUCCCGGAACGGUAAAAACGCCUCGGCGAGAAGUCAUCCCGCGUUGCCGUAUGUGGUGGCGUCCUCGAACAGCAAUGACUCCAGCGCUGACAAAGAGAGUACCUCUUCGCGAUCGGCAAGUCCAUCGGAUUCCAAAAGCUCAGACGAGAAAACAACAUCAAAAUCCAGUGACGAAAGAGCCCAGUCUCGGGUCCUGCGUAGUCACCGUGGCGGCAAUGCAUCGGAAGGAGGUUCAGGCCGCAGCAAGGACAAUCAGGGAGACCGCUCGGUCGAUCGUUCAAACAAUUCUUCGCCACAGAUGCAACAGAGUAGUGCAGCACCCUCGCCUGCGUCCACAAGCGGUGAUGCUACUGGAACCGGAGGCAACGGAGGAAAUGGUGGGACGAGUAAGGAUAAAGACAGAAGCACAGCCAGCCCUGCGGGAAGCAAUCAGAAGGAUAAUGAACCGGAAACCGGUUCAAGCAGUGGCACCAAUCCGAAGAGCCCUCCUACCUCUUCCAGCUCCGCUACUACAGCUGCCAGUAAUGCCAGUAGUAGCAACAAUACUACAAACAACGCCGGAACCAGCUCUACCCAGAGUAAUCAAUCCAACAGCGCCCCCUCUACUUCAACACCUUCGGAAACUGCUGUUCAUCCUAGAAAACGAAAGAUCAAAACCAGCAAAGAUCAAUCAAUGACGGCUGCCGCGAGCUCCUCUGCUCCUUCCACAUCUUCAUCCGCUUCGACAUCGAACGAGGAGAAAAAGGAAAUCAAAGAGGAACUGCCGGAUAUUCAUCCGCACGAUCAACCGAUCACCAAUUGCUAUAAAAUGUUCCUGAACAUCCGCCGGCAGAUUGAACGCCGCCAGCAAAAUCUCUUCCCGGUGAAGCCGAAACCCCCUCAAGGUUUUAAGGAUUACCUCCUGAAUCGACGCACCUACGCUCUGGCGGGAAAAACUCCAGCCGAAGCGAACAUACAGUUCCCAGCGAAUCUUCCCCCGCAAAUGAAAGAUAUGUUCACCACUCAAGAGACGGAACGUCACAAGCUGAAAAUGAAACACAUUGUCGAUAAGGAGAAACUUGUGCUCUCGGUCGAACAGGAAAUUCUUCGGGUGCACGGUCGAGCAGCACGUGCCCUUGCCAAUCAAUCCGUCCCGUUCUCCGUUUGUACCAUCCUGAAAGACGCGGAGGUGUACAACAUCAUAACGCCCGAACAGGAAGAGAAGGACCGAAAUGCACGAUCCCGCUAUAAUGGUCGACUGUUUCUCGGUUGGCUACAGGACGUGGAUGACAAGUGGGAGAAGAUCAAAGAGGAAACGUUGCUGCGGCAUCACAAUCAGGCGGAAAGUCUGCAUGCCGUCCAGAAGAUGGACUGGGAGUGGAAGAUGAAGGAGAACUCGCUGUGUGAGUUCAAGGCCAAGCCGGUCAUCGAGGAGAGCCACGUGCCCAUUGUCAACGUGAGUGACGAUUUUGAUCUGUUGCCUGCCUAAUCCAGGAUAGGGGGCGGCUAAUGAUUUGAGGGAAAGGGUGCGCCACUUUUUUGAACUUACAGAAAUAAGAACGGAAUCACGUCAAAGUGGAGCUCGCCGGAGUAAGAUAUGUAGAUGAUAUUCAUGUUAAUUUUUUAAGGAAAUUUAAAUACUUAAUAGGCUUAUUCUUACAAUAUAGAAUAUGUCUUUUAAAUAUUGAACAAAAUAACAAAAAAAGAAGUCAUCGAAGAAAAGUCUGUCUGAGCUCUGUAGAUGAUAUUCAUGCUAGAUUCAUAUUUGAAAAAAAAACUUAGAAUACGGUAAUGAGACAGAGAGUAUUGCUCUUACAUAUUGAACAAAUUAACAAAAUUAAAAACGGAAUCACAUAAAAGUGAAGCUAGCGGGAGUGAGAUGUGUAGAUGAAUUUCACGUUAGAUUUAUAAAGAAACUAGAAUAUCAUAAUAGGCUUACUCUUCCUUAGAGAUUACAAAUAAAUGUAUACCUUUUACAUAAUGAACAAAA